UAUGGACAAUCUGCAGUCAUGUGGUGAUGAUCGGAAAAGCUUAUGGGGGUUAUGCCUAUGGGGAACUGGAUUUAGGUAUAUUAGAAGCACAGGGGUGAUGUGUUUAUUAUUCUGAUUAUUAUUCUCAUUUGUUAUUUUUCUGACCAGGCUUUAGGUCCAGAGUUUAUCCGAAUGGCUGACGAACAGCAAAUAGUGCUCGAGCUUCCGGGAUCUAUUGUGUCGAGAAAGGGCCGCCUGUGUUCGUCCCAAAGGGAAGUGACUGUGGUGCUGCCGAGCGGCCAGUACGUGGUGGUCCGUUGCGAUACCAAGUCCCGCGCGAGGGAUGUGUUUGACAUGGUGGUGGCUCAUGCUAACCUAGUGGAGCACUUCUACUUCGGUCUUGCCUUUCUCGACGAUGAUGAAUAUUUUUUUCUGGACCACGAAACAAAAAUCUCCAAAGUUGCUCCCGAUAGUUGGAAAAAAGGGCAAAUACUUUCCUUUUUGGUGUUCCUUCGAGUCAAAUUUUUUGUGGACGAUAUCGCCUUUGUUUUGCAUAGACUGACUCGCCACCAGUACUACUUGCAGAUGCGAAAGGACAUCUUAGAGGACCGCAUGUACUGCAACGAGGAGACCGGCUUGUUUCUGGCUGCCCUUGCUCUGCAGGCUGAAUUUGGCGAUUACAUGCCAGAGUUGUAUGGAAAGACUUACUACCAGCCGGAGCACUAUGUGUCCAAGAGAAUGCUUGAGAAGCUGGCAUUGCCCAAUGUGAAGGACGAGCUGCCAAGACUGCAUGGCAGGCAUGCCCCGAUGGGACCUGAAGAGGCGGAAACUGAGUAUCUGAAAAUUGCCCAGCAACUACCAGAGUACGGGGUUAUGUUCCACCGCGUGGGCAGAGAAAAAAGGCCUUUGAUUGGUGAAUUGGUUUUGGGAGUCUGUGCCAAAGGAAUCAUUGUCUACGAGAUGAAGAAUCAGGUCCGGACCGUCACCAGACGCUUCCUGUGGAGGGAAACAGACUCCAUUUCCACUGGGCGCCGUAAACUGAUCAUCGAAUGUGGCGGACCAAGCGGGAAAAAGCACAAUUUUAUAACGGACAGCUCAAAAAUAGCACAAUACCUCCUCAACCUUUGCUCCGCGCAGCACAAGUUCCACAGCGAGAUGACAUCACGGCAACUUAACCACAGUUUGAUGCCAGAUGAAAACAUGUCCGUCUACGCGGGUUGUAAUCUGAACCUGAAGCGGAUCUCGUGCUCUGAGGGCAUGCUGAACCACGUCGGUUUAACCUCGGGUCAACCGGAUCCGCUGUCCAAAUCUUGCGAGGACCUGAGCGCCAAGCUGGAGGCUCGACUCCGCCACCAGAGAGAGAUGAGGCGGGAAAUGAGCAGGGAGCUGAACAAGGAACAUUCCGAAAUGGCAGAACUCGGCGAUUUGAAAGAGCGUGCCUACUGGAGUACGCCAGAGUCGAUACCAAGAAUGAUGUCAAGUGUCUCGCUGCAGAAAGACUCGGAUACAUCUUCUUCUAUACGAGUUGACACGCCCACUCGGUUUCCGCCAGAGAGAGAAAUAAUAUGCGUAAGCCUCAAGAAGGAUCCUAAACUUGGCUUUGGCUUUGUGAUUGUAGGCGAGGACAAUACAGGUAAACUUGACCUCGGUAUAUUCAUUGCUUCCAUUGUGCCAGAUGGACCUGCGGACAAAGAUGGACGGAUCAAACCAGGUGGGCGUCUCAUUUCUCUAAAUAAGACCAGUUUGGAAGGGGUAACAUUCAGUGAUGCUGCUGCCAUCUUACAGAGUAGUCCUGAGGAAGUGGAGCUGAUUGUGUCCCAGCCUAAACAGUGCCUGAAAGACAGCAAGAACUCUCUUUGCCAAAGCACACUGGGCUUGGCAUUGGAAAGGAGCUUUGGUUCUCAGACAACCCUAAGCGGCACAGAGUACCGACACGCCAUGGAUGAACUGGAGGAGGCCAUCACUUUGUCCAACAUGGCCACGCCCAAACAAAACAGGAAGCUUCACAUACCUGUGGUGCGAAUACACGACGCACAGGACAUGUGUUCUCGGUCUCCAUCUACCUUAAGUCUAAAAACUGGGGGGACGUUUUUAGUGGAGCUGAAGAAGAGCGGCGGGAGUCUCGGCAUUAGUGUUGCUGGCGGAAUUAACACAAGUGUGAGAUAUGGCGGAAUUUACAUCAAAAGUCUGGUCGUUGGAGGUGCUGCUGAACAAGAUGGACGCAUUCAAAUUGGUGACAGACUGCUGGAGGUUGACGGCUCCAACCUGAGGGCCGUGACACACCAGCAAGCUGUUGAGUGCCUGAAGCGGACUGAGGAGGUGGUGAACCUGCUGCUGGAGCGAGAACCAACAAUCAUCUUGGAGCCCAGAACAGACUCCCCCCUCCCACUGUCCAUCCACAAUGCAUCACCAACUCAGCCCCCCAGGACUGAGGUCUCCUUGGAACCAACCUUGAGUGGCCGAGCUAAGGACUACAGCUUUGUGACUGACGAAAACACGCAUGAAGUGAUCCUGAAAAAAAGUUUGUCAGGUCUAGGCUUCAGUUUUAACAUUUCCCAACUCAACUCGGGGCAAGACCAUGGCAGCGUGGUCCGCAUCAAGCGUCUGUUCCCGGGUCAGCCGGCCCACGAGAGUGGCCUCUUACAAGAAGGGGACAUCAUUCUGUCCGUCAACAAAGAGCCUCUCAAGAACCUUUCCUACCAAAGAGUUUUGUUCCUGCUGCGAGGUGCCCCUUCUGAGGUUCAUCUCUUGAUUUGUCGACCCGGUUCAGGAGUGCUGCAUGAUGCUGAUGACAACACACUUAGUCCUGCACCCUCCAGGGAGAUCCGAUCCCGGUCUCUGGACAUCCGUCUAGUAGACGACUACAGCCAGCUUCUUAAGUUCCAAUUUGAUGUCAACAUACCUGCUCAGAGUACAGCUCCCGUCUUCGAGGAGGAACUGACUGACACAGCGGAGAAAAGCCCAGAGCCUCCGGCUUUUCCGAGUUUCUUUGAAGGACAAGAGAGGGAGGUGCAAGGCCAACAGACUCCUCAAUCUUCAUCUCCCGGACCGGCCUCUCCCACGUCGCCUCCAGCGCCAAUCUCGCCAACCUCGCCCGCUUCUCCCACAUCACCUGUCUUACCUCCGGUCUGCUUUCGACCAGCUCAAGAGUCACAGCUGACGGUGGAAAAAUCAGAAGAACAACAGGAAGUAGAAUCGAAGAAUAGAAGCGAGGAUGGGGAGGAGGCCGUUGCAACAAGUUCAACCGCGAUGUUUGACGUCUUCCCUAAGACUGCUUCAAAUUCCAUGUAUGCCAGUGGUGUUCGAGAGGAGGCAGAUGGAAGUGUGACCUACUGCCUUGUUGGAAAUGGAUUGACUAUCUUGGCAGACGAGGAGUAUUUGACCAUCAGUUCCACCCUGGACCAUCAGCAAAGUUUUCAGUCCAAUCAGGCCACUCAAACACCGCUACCAAACCUCACAAGCCUCAGCUCGCAAACCCAGACCACUUCGUCCAGUUUUUCUCAAAUGUCCAACACUCUGUCUGGUCUAUCACAGACCUCGAACACUCCAUCAAGUUUCCCCCAGACUUCCAUCACUCCAGCUCAUGUCUCUCAGACUUCCCCAAAUCCAAAAAAUGUUUCCCAAACCUCCAAUACAUUGUCUAGCUUCAGCUCACAGAACCCAAACGCUAGCAUGUCGCCUUUAAACGUCUCAUCUGACACCCUGACCACUUGUGCCCUGGCACACCCGUCUCAGCCGCUCACGACACAGCCGUCCAAAUCCAAGCAGUACCCGCUCCAGCAAGGACAGCAGCUUCCACUUCAAUCCGCAUCGCCCCCUCAAAACAGUCAGCCUACUGCGGGGCUCCCUCAAAAUCCUGCUCCGACGGCGGGCCCCAUCACGACACAGAUAAUCUCCUCAACACCUCCUAAUGUCAGCGCGACUCCUCCCACCCUUCCACCCACAAUACUACCUCCACCUGCCCAGAGUCAUGCACAGUGGGAUGAAGAGGCGGAAAAGGAAGAAAGGGAAUGCAAGGAUGAGGAUGAUGAGGAUGAAGAAGAGAGUCAAAGAAAGGGAUCGGUAAAAGAAUUUGAGUUGACCGUCCUUUUGACCAAGUCCAGGAGCGGAAGCUUUGGCUUCACCAUCACCCGAAGCAAACUGGACAACUGCUACUACAUACAAGAAAUACUGGACAAUCCAGCGAAGGCAGACGGACGCCUCCGAGCUGGAGACCGUCUGAUCACGGUAAAUGGACAUGAUGUGACCAAUGUGGCGGAUGAAAUUGCCAUGACGAUUCUCAGGUCCUCUCCCAGGAGACUCAGUAUGACCCUAGGCAGGGCUGUUACCAACCUGGUGGCACCCCCUUCUUGUGACAGCCUGCCAGAUAUUGUCCUCUACAAGACACCUUCAGGACAGCUCGGCAUUAAACUGACAGGUGGCAUUGGAAGCAAAUGGCAGGGCAUUUACUGUCUGGAGGUGGUGCCAGGCACCCCGGCCAGCGAAGAAGGCAGUGUGCAACCCAAUGACAAGAUUCUCUACAUCUGCGGGAAGUGCACUCUAGGGAUGACCUUGGAUGAUGCUGUCAAAGCCUGCGAGAUCGCCCCGCGUAAAGUCAAACUCAAAAUCCUGAGAGAUGAACAGCCCGUGACGCCCAAGGCCAAAUGGAACGGUCUGUUUGAUUGGAAAAAGGACAAGAAGUUCUUUGCUCGUUUUGAAGAGCCUAUCUCUCCUGAAAAAGAAUCACCUCAGGAAGAUGUUGAAGUUGUCGGUCGAACGCUUGGCAACUUCAGAUGUCUGUCUGGAGCUGAACAGCAGGAUAGUUGCAUUAUGCAAGUUGAGUUUACCAAACCAGAAGGAGGCGGCCUUGGCUUUGCGUUGUUUGGUGGGACCAACGGUAGCGUGCUCAGGGUGAAAGAAAUCUGUUCUGGUGGAGUAGCUGAGCAGGAUGGCAGGUUGAGAGUGGGAGAUAUUCUUCUAGAGGUGAACGGUGUGAUUGUGUCGGGACUUAGCCACAGUAAGGUGGUGGAUAUUCUGCGUAAAGCUGAGGGCACAGUGCAGCUCACCAUCUGCAGGGACAUCCUGCCACUGACGUAUUCCGAAUCACCUACACCACCCAACAUGGCCUCGGGUGCUGAGGCUGUCCUAGCUGAGGUGCCAGCUCCAGUUACCACCUCGGAUGCCUCUUCCUCACCUGACGUCAUGAUUAAUAAGCCAGUGGAGCGCCCCCCUGGUAGGGAUCUAGACAAGCCGAUUGCAGAGUGUGUGUUUAAUGAAUCUGGUGUUUUAGUCACAACGCCGCCUCCUCCUCCACGACGACUGACUGUGGUAAUGGAUGAAACGCCGAUUGUUCAGGAGAGCUGUGACAGCACGCCUUCUCAUCAAGCUUGCUGCCCGUCACUGAAUGUCACCGAAAUGUUGCACGGAGCUUCUGACAGGAAACACACUGUGAGCAAACUGUUGGACCGGUCGUGCAAAGGCAGCCGGAAACCAGAGUCAGACGGCUGGAGCAGCGAAGAGGAAGAAGACAAUGUGUUUGACGCCAAUACUCACCAAACCAGCUCACCGCAGAUAGGCCCAGUCAUCAUAUCAGAGGAGGAACUGUCCAGUUUAUCCAUCAUUAACCCAUCUCGGAGCAGCCAGUAUUCAGGCUCCAGGGUCAAAGCCAUCAUCCAGAUUCUACAGCAUCAAUUAGACCAGCAGGAACUGGUCAAAGAAUUUAUGGCUCUGGAGCACCUAAAGCCUUCUGACGACUGCGUGGUGGGAAAAGCCCCUGAGCACAGAGACAAGAACCGCUACAGAGACAUUUUGCCCUAUGACAAAACCCGCGUCAGCCUCGGGGAAAAGCGCGACUACAUCAACGCCAGCCACAUCCGCAUGCGAGUGGGAGGUGAGGAGCUCGCCUACAUUUCCUGCCAAGGACCGCUACCCUCUACGGUGGCCGCGUUCUGGCAAAUGAUCUGGGAAAACAAAUCGGAUGUGAUUGCCAUGAUGACUCAAGAAGUAGAACGUGGAAGGGUGAAAUGUCACAAGUAUUGGCCCGAGAAGCCCAACAAGCCACUGGACACGGGCAAGUUUGACAUCUGCCUGGUGAACCAGCAGCACUUGGAAUAUUUCCACAUUAAGGUCAUCCGCAUGAUGGAAACACAGACAGCCGAGACCCACAUUGUCCAUCAUCUGAAGUUCACGCACUGGCCCGAUCACGGCGUACCGCACAACUCGGAGCAACUGCUUCGCUUCAUUAGCUACCUGCGCUCAGUGCACCAGCAGGGGCCCGUCACGGUCCACUGCAGCGCCGGCAUCGGACGCUCGGGUGUCCUCAUCUGCACCGAUAUCAUCCUCAGCCUGAUCGAGAGGGAUUUGCCUAUUAACGUAAGCAACAUCGUGAAGGAGAUGAGACUUCAGCGGCACGGGAUGAUUCAGACUAAGGAACAGUACCUCUUCUGCUACAAAGUCUGGUUGGAGGUUUUACAAGGCAUUUUACAGCUCCAUGGCACACGCUGGCAACCGGAAAGUCCCCAAGACCACAAAAUAGUUUGAAUGUUUGCGUUUGUGCGACCACUUGCACCGGCGGCACCUUCUUCUUGAACUCUUGUCUCUUUUCAUACUGUGUGCUGUCUAGUUGUAUGCAGGGAGAAAAUACACGUUUGUUUCGCCUAGAUCUGCGAAGGGAAUCUUGACCUACUUCGGGCUUAGUGAUUCGCCUUAUGCCUCCAUGAUUGCGUUCAAUUGUGGCAUUUCAUUUGCAAAUCGUGGUAGCCCAACAGUAUUUUGUCCGGUAGGAACGCCGUUAAGGUUACAUAAAAUCAUCUUACCAAAGUUUAUUAUCGGAUAACUUGAUGAAUGUGAGUUUUUAUUUCAUUAAGUGCAUUUGUACCCUGGCGAGAGAGUGAGAAAAAGGGCAACACUAUUCAUUCUGUAAAUCACCUACGGCAAUGAAAAGAAUCAAGUGCCUUGGAAUCGACCCCGAGCUGCUAUAGUCACAAGUAAACGGGCCGAGGGAGCGACGACACCGCUUGAGAGCACUCACGCGACCUUCGACUGAAUGUGCACUGUGUUUUGUUGUUGAAUGUGAAUGUUUGCUUGCUCCAAAUCACAGGCAAGACAAUAACAUAUGACCUUAAGUUAAAGGGAGUCACAAUAUGAAGAUGCUACACUUUCCCCAUUUUGUAUGAAAACCACAAAAUUGUACUUUGAAACCCCUGGCGGAUCGCAACAUAAUGCAUUUGAAUACAUUUAUAAAUGUUCAAUUCACUCUUUUUGCUAAAGGCUAAAAUUCUCGCAAAUGUGAUAUUUAGGCUUUUUGGUUGAAUUUGUGAUAAUAGGCUCGAUCUGUAUUCACUGGCUAUUUUAAUACAAAAGUCAGCCAUCGUGCGUAAUGAAUGAAUGAGGUUUACACAAUGUACAGUGCAAGAAAAUCGCUUUUGGAUGCUUGUAGCUGCUAGAACACACGCAUACUGUAUACAUCCAUGCACACAAACAGGCCUGUCAAUGGCUGGCGUUUCGCCGGCUUUUCCAUGUUGAUGUUCUGUAUAAACGGAACUGGUAAGGAAUGAGAGGUGGUUACAAAGUCGACCCGGCAAUUUUCUCGUACCAGGGCGUCCCCUUUUACACCACGCGGGGAAAAAAAUGGCAGUAACACAGACGAGGAGGCACAUCUAAGCUAGUCUGAGCUGUUUGCUGUUCCGUUGCAAACUAGGGUUGUACAAAGUCCGGUACGGUGGCCUGCUGCACAUUUUAAACGCGG
Molecule: messenger RNA, 7705 nt
Organism: Hippocampus zosterae (dwarf seahorse)
Lineage: Eukaryota; Metazoa; Chordata; Actinopteri; Syngnathiformes; Syngnathidae
Gene: ptpn20
Product: protein tyrosine phosphatase non-receptor type 20
Exons: 38
Coding region: 172-6498 (2108 amino acids)
Biological process (GO): protein dephosphorylation
Cellular component (GO): cytoskeleton
Molecular function (GO): protein tyrosine phosphatase activity; protein binding
Source: RefSeq, a predicted model, not a curated record